Molecule: messenger RNA, 4175 nt
Organism: Cydia strobilella
Lineage: Eukaryota; Metazoa; Arthropoda; Insecta; Lepidoptera; Tortricidae
Gene: mol
Product: dual oxidase maturation factor 2
Exons: 10
Coding region: 387-1679 (430 amino acids)
Biological process (GO): protein transport
Cellular component (GO): endoplasmic reticulum membrane
Source: RefSeq, a predicted model, not a curated record
CUCGUGAACGACAAAGCCGCGACGAGAUAAGCCUCGGUACGUGAGCCUCCGCGGCCGCCGGAACCUUGAAUACAACCGCGCUCCUUCCCGCGAUAUAAUAAUAAACCGCUCAGUCUGGCCCGAGCCUUUACCGACACAACACGACCGACUGUUCUCAUUUCCUGACCCGAAUCCGAGCCUUGUGAUACGCGACACGCGGGUAGACCGAAAUGUGCUCGUGCGCACCCCCGGAGUGACUGUGACGUGAGCCCCAGUGUUCCGUAUGCAGUGACACAACACUUGUAUACAGAUAGUGUAUAUUGUGAUGUUUUGUGCCAAAACUCCUUGUGCCAUAUCCGUAGGAGAUACGUUUAUUAAUUUUUAUUAUACGCCAGGCUGGGUGAGCGAUGAAGGGGUGGUUCGACGCAUUCCGCGAGGAAGGCGGGCCGACCCUGUACGCGUACCACAACCGGACGGCGGUGGCGGCUGAUGUGCCGGCCCUGGCGCUGGUCAUCGCUGCGCUCACGCUCUACAUCGCUUUUCUCGCUGUUUUUCCCGGAAUCAGGAAAGAGAGGUUUUCCACAUUCACCAUCGUUACGCUUAGUCUCUUCGUUGGAACUGUAAUACUAGUGUGCAAACACGGGUCGUCGUGGCACGUGGGCGGCGCACGGGUGGCGCGCGCUGCGUACCGCGCCUACUCUACUGAACGCCUGGACUGCUGGCUGGCUGGCCAUGUAGGGCUUGGACACGUCAACGUCACGCUUACUGCGCUAUCCUGGGGUAACACCUCCGUCGGAGACCCUGGCGUGGAUUACAACGAGCAGUUCCGAUGGGAGGAGGCGGGCGGCGUACAGGAGCGGUACAGAGAGGGGCUGGAGCGGGGUUUGCCGUACCCCGUGCUGAGUGUGGCUGAACACUUCGCGGUGCAACACGAGGGCUUCGAGUGGGGAGCCAAGUACCGCGCAGCGGGCUAUGCUACCUCGACCUUGUUAUGGGCGGCACUAGCGCUAUGGCUACUAAUGAACCUGCUACUCGUGGUCGUACCUCGAUACGGCGCGUACGCAAUGGCAACGCUGGGUGUGACGUUGUGCGCGGCUGCCGGCGGCUACUGGGCGUCACUGCCUCAUGUACCUUUAGUGGUGCGGCUGGACGGAGCCACGUUACUGUUCUCGCUAGGCUGGUGCUUCUGGCUGGUGCUCAUCUCAGGGUGCAUCUGCCUUGUAGUGGGCCUGCUGAUCGCAGCAGUGGACCUGGUGUGGCCGCACCGAUUCUCCACAGUGUUAGAAGUAGACUACGACACGCCGUAUGACAGACACGUGCUCAUCGUCGAUAGCCGACAGCGAGCACGGCCUCAAACACAGCAAUCCUUGCCGUCUAGAAUACUUAGGAGAUUAUCAUCGAAAACUAGAGAAAGCGAGGGCCAGGUUUCUAUGGCGGUUGUGAACGAGAAUGGUCGGGACAACCCCGCCUUUCAGCACGAGCAUCGCAAACCAAACUCGCCCUGGAGGUAUCCUCUCUUCAGGAGACAGAUCGACAGAGCGGACAGUGCUUCUAGUAUAGGAUCCAGUAUUAAUGGCCACAGCACGGCAAUCAAGAUGUCUCCACUAGCGGGGAGUCCUCCAAAUCCACCUUUAGCUAUCCCAGCACACAGGUUCCGACCACAAAUACCUGCUACGGAACGAGUUAAAGAUAUGUGGUGAGAGUGCGGUGACCUGAAGCUGUGGCAUUUGUUAGUGAAUAUUAUAACGAACUAUGUAAGAAGUUGACCAAGUAGUGUGAAUUCAAGUUACCGAUCUCCAAAAUGGACGACAGUAAUCAUAAAUAAGGAGACUUUAUCGUAAUAUUUAAUGGCAUUGCCUCAUAAGCGAGACUGUCUCCUGCGUGUAAAUAUGUACAUUAUACUAUCUAAAUUAUUUUUAAGCACCUGUCCAGUGUCAUAAAUUGUAAUAAUGUAAAAAUAGUUAUUUUAAGUUACAGGAUUUUAUAAAUUAUGGUUAAAUAAAGGAGAGGUGCUCAGGUGUAUUAGACUACAUCGACACAAGUGAAUACUUUGUGCCAUGUACUCACUCCACGAUACAAAUCAGCUUACUAGCUCACACCAUAAUAAAGCAUCAUAAUUAUGCUUUAUAGGUACAUUUCAUUUUUGUCCAUAACGAGUAAAGGCCCAUUUACAUGGUGCGAGUUUCUCGUACGUUUUGGGGCGAGAAAUCGUAUGACAUUAUCGUAUGCAAUAAUCGCCAUUUACAUGGUGCGAGUUUCUCGUACGUUUUGGGGCGAGAAAUCGUAUGACAUUAUCGUAUGCAAUAAUCGCCAGGCGAGUAUCGUAUAAAAAUGUUUACAUUCACGCGAGAAAUAUAAACUCGCCUACGAUUAUGUCAUUCGAUACUCGCACGGAGAUUAUCAUCAGGCGAAAUAGAUUACACGAGGAGCCGCAUUCUAGGAGGAUAUUCGCUUACGAUUUCUCGACUCGUCUAAACUCGUUCUCGUAUGACAUUUUUUCACGUACGUGCGAGUAUCGCACGAAUCGAUCCGAACCGAUUUUCAUACGAGUUUUGCCAGUCAACUUACGUGAUUAGUUGCUAAUCAUUUACCACUAGGUAUACGUAUAAUGUAAAUAUUCGUAAUAAUAUUUCUUGUUUCUCACAUUAUUUUUACAAGCUUUUAUUUAACUUGCAAAUGUUUGUUUAUUUGAAUAUGUUUGUUCUGGUCAAAUCUUGCAAAUUUAACCCACUUUCCAUCAUUUGAUUGAGCUGAAAAUUCCUAUACAUAUGUGAGUUGGGUGACAAUGCAAUAUUAUGGUACCAUUGAACUGGUCCGAUUAUGGACACAGGAGGUGGCCAACGGCUCUAUAAAACAACUCAACCCAGAUGUGUUUGGGUUCGUUAAAAUUCUCCCGAUGAGUAUUAGUUGUCUGUUAAAAGAAAAGUACAGUCAGCGAUAAUAUCUUCUGUAAAAAUUUUAUUUUAACAAAAUCAAAUUAAUUUACUGAUUUAAUUAUAAUUUAAGUUGCAUUUAUUUUAAUAUUGGCUCUUGGCUGAAAUGGCGUGACGUUGCCCUUAAAAAAAAGUUGGCGGGAAAUAAUUAGCAGCAUUCAAGUACCUAUAUUCAAAGAAAAAUUUUGUUGUGCGUUUUGGCGAUUAAUAAAACAUUUAAAAUGUUAAAGUAAAAUUAAAAACGUAUAAAAUACCGACACAAUCAGAACAGCCUCUUGCAAUGUACUCAUGAUGACGACUGAAAAUCAUAUAAACUCGAAAUACGAUUCUCGCAUUUAAGUUUUGUUUACACGGAGACACCCAAUCAUCAAAGGCGAGGAGAUUAUCGCCCCUACUUGUACGAUAUCGUACGUAUAGUUUACAUGAUGCCAUAUUUUUUCUCGUGCUACGAUAAUCGCAUGGUCGAGGCGAGAAACUCGCACCAUGUAAAUGGGUCUAAUUGUAAAACUAGUCUAGUUAAACUAAAAUUGAAUCAAGCCAAUUCAAAUACGCCGAAAUCACUAAGUAAUAUUUAUACAUUUUGACUAUAGUGGGUACCUUAUUACUUGGUGCUGUUUGUAAUGUUUUUUUUUUCCUUUUUUAUUUAUCAUUCUGAUUCAGGGAAGGGAUCUUUGCAGCAAAUUAUGCCGUUUAAUUGCACUGUUUUGUUAACUCCGAUUAGAUCAAUUUUGUUAGCGAGACUCCUAAUUCAAAAUGAAAACAAAUCGGCGUAAAAUAUGUAUGUACCUGACUAAAAUGUUUAACAUGAAACUGACAUAUUUAAAUCAUAUCCCUUAUUUCCUAAUUUAUCAAGAUAAUCCAACAGUUGGCAUGUUGAACACACGUCUGUUCAUAACAUCACUAGGAAAGUCAUUAAGAUUUACUGUAAGUUAUUUAUUUCAUAUGAUAGUGACAUUGAUAGAAUGCGUGAUAAAAAAAAGUCCAAACAAAAAGUAAGUAGCUCCUUAAAGGUAUUCAUUUUCUAAUAAUAUAUUGACCCUUAUUGUUGACAGUAUAAUUGUAAUAGUAUUAUUUAAAACGCUGAUCAUUUUCAAUGUUGUGAAAAUAUGUUUGCAACAGUGAAUAUGUAUAAGUAUGUGACAUUUCGUAGGAAAAUGUUAACAGUAUAAAAGUGAGAAUGUAGAUAACUAUAGUAGGAAGAAUGGCUUAGAAGAUUGUAUUUAUUCUCUUCGAAAAAAUAAACGAAUUCAAAUCGAAACUAGA